AUGAACGUGGUAUUCGAACCUGAUCGAUUCGUUCGUGCGUUUCGGUUUUUUUCCGAACUUUUUUCGAGACUGAGCAUUGAACAUCUGUUUGCAGUCACAAUCAAUUUUGGAUUCAUACGUGGGUUACAAGAAUUCUCAGUCGUCCUUUCCAGGGCGUUCCUUAGACGCUCUGCCGCUGCAACAUGUUCGAUCGAUGGAGUCAGGAUCAAUCGCGACGCUCUUGAACACGGGCUCGUAGCCUCUCCCAUGUCCUUAUCCAAUGCGUACCUGCAGGUCUCUUUUCUUCUGCUUGCCUUGCGUGCAGCAUGCUUCAAAAUCUGGCAUUCUCCAAGUUUUAGAUUUUUGUGCAUCAACGUAAGCGAAUGGUGCAACGAUGAGCGCCUCUGGAUCGACAAGGAGAAGUACGCUAGGUCGUGCGUUGGUGAUUCUCGCGCAAGCUCCUACACAAUGUUCAAAGAAACUGUCAAGUAA
Molecule: messenger RNA, 471 nt
Organism: Cyanidioschyzon merolae strain 10D
Lineage: Eukaryota; Rhodophyta; Bangiophyceae; Cyanidiales; Cyanidiaceae
Exons: 1
Coding region: 1-471 (156 amino acids)
Source: RefSeq, a predicted model, not a curated record